GUCUCUGCAGGGUGCCCGUUAGUAGAUGCUUUUUUGUAGAAAUUCAGGCUUUAAUUGAUUCCCCAAGAUGUUUGCAAAAGCAACAAAGAAUUUUGUGAGAGAAACUGACAGUGGAGGCGACUUGAUCCCUGUCUCCCACCUGAAUGCCUCUGACAAGCUGCAGCUUCUGAGCUUAGUUACCAAGAGGAAGAAAUUCUGGUGCUGGCAGAAGCCCAAGUAUCAUUUCUUGACGGUCACCCUGAGCGAUGUGCUUACGGAAGACAAACUGAUAAAACCAGUAAUUGUGGAGUCUGACUUUGCAAAAUAUACGGGAAAGUUUGAAGAUUUUGUUCAAGGGAGCAUUGAAACUUCAUUUGGGAAGAUCAGCCUGGGAGCUGGUGGGAAGGGCUAUGUGGAAAACCAGUCCUCGUUUGGAAACCUGAGGAAGCAGGAGGUUGACUUGCAGCAGCUCAUGAAAGACGUAAAGGACAGAACAAUAAAUCUAAACAGUAGUUUACUGCAACAAGUGAUAGAAAGAAAACGUGAAGUGCUGUGCAUCUUGAGAGAAAAGAUAAUAACGACUCAGAGGUGUACGAUAACUGAACAUACCCAGACAGAAGAAAAAGUCAGCGGUGUGAUGGGAUGCAGAACAAAAAUAAUAAAGGUUUCAGUGAGUGAAAAUGGAAGCAUGAUGAAGGAUUCUAGUGUGAUCCUGGAAAUUCCUCCUGCAACUGCUAUUGCCUACGGUGUAAUUGAACUAUUUAUAAAGCACAGUGGCCAGUUUGAAUUCUGUCUGCUGGAUGAACAGCAAGGAGGUUUUGAAAAAGACAGCACAGAAGGCUCAGCGUAUCCCCAUUCAGCAAUGUUCAGAGAUGCUUCGUUUCUCUAUCAGCCAGAUGCUGUCGAUAACGAGAGAUACUCCGGGGCUAAGAACCUCAUUCCCAGUGAUGCUUCUUUAAGUGUAUUGAAACAAGAUCUAUCAGGCGUGAAGACUCAGCUCCAGCCCUUUGUGAAGCUGCCAGAAGAGAAGCAGAAAGCUUUAUAUAAAACCUUUUGUGAGCUCUUGCUGCACGAAGAAAUGGUGACUGCCCUGGAGGACGUGUUGGAUGACAUCUGCACCGGAGAUGAGCCAGAUCUGAAGGAGUUAGGACCUGCGCAGCAGCAAGAUCUCGUUCACUUCCUGCAGCUCCUCGGGUGCAGCUCCCAGAGUGAACAGUUGCAGAAAUGCCAGCCUCAGGAUGAAGAACUGUUCUCAGCGGCUCACCUCCUCGUCAGUGCUGUCUCUGAGCUGUCUGAUGCCACUCUGGUCCUGCUGCGUGCCUGCUGUGAUCUUCAGGUCGUUCCGGCACUGUGCUGUUUGCCCAGCAUCGCUGCAGCCGAUGGCACCGUGGCGCUGAGCAGUCCUUUGGUGGCUGCUCUCGCUGACAGAGGAAGAUUUGAUGUCGUGCAAAGGCUGUUUGCUUCAUCCAACGUUAAUUUGGAAAUGACGGAGUCGUCUGUAAAAGCUGUAACUGCGAAAGAACCUGGAUUCUUCCCGCUUGUUCUUUAUGUUGCAUUGUAUGGAUUUCACGCUUUAGGUGGGAAUGUGUAG
Messenger RNA from Mesitornis unicolor (brown roatelo), 1570 nucleotides. RefSeq names its product deafness, autosomal dominant 5 (gene GSDME). Lineage: Eukaryota; Metazoa; Chordata; Aves; Mesitornithiformes; Mesitornithidae. The record is from RefSeq and is a predicted model, not a curated record. Gene Ontology annotation, biological process: programmed cell death. The coding region runs from base 68 to 1570 and encodes 500 amino acids. The transcript has 10 exons. Gene Ontology annotation, cellular component: cytoplasm.